This is a messenger RNA of Nipponia nippon (crested ibis), 4311 nucleotides long. It is a transcript of the gene CRB1, whose product is annotated as crumbs cell polarity complex component 1. NCBI's taxonomy places the organism in Eukaryota, Metazoa, Chordata, Aves, Pelecaniformes, Threskiornithidae. Gene Ontology annotation, molecular function: calcium ion binding; Notch binding. The record is from RefSeq and is a predicted model, not a curated record. Gene Ontology annotation, biological process: Notch signaling pathway.
AUGUGUCACACAGUAACCAGCUCUGUUUUCUUCUCAACAAGCCAACAAUUGGAGGUGUUGGUUUUGAAACACAGUUGUGUCAAGAGUUGCACUUCUUUCACUUUGUUUACUCCCAGUGCUGUGGAAGUCCUCAGGAUUUUUUGUGUUUCCUUUCUAGAGUCACUUUGCAUGAGGAAUGAUUCCACGUGCCUGCCAAACUCGUGCCAAAAGAACUCUACAUGCAUUGCUGGUCAUAAAGACGAUACUUGCCGUUGUGCAGAUGUAUCAGUGGACAGUGUGGAGGAACUCUGCAAUAAAACCUCUGAUCCUUGCUCCUCAAACCCUUGUCUUCAAAAUGCUACCUGUUUACGUUCUGCUGGAAACCUCAGCUUUGCUUGCGAGUGCCCUGCUGGGUAUAACGGACCUACCUGUGAAAUAGCCAUCAGCGUAUGUGACACAAACCCUUGUGAGCAUGGAGGCACCUGCCAAAAUGGCCUGGCUGGGCCUACCUGCCUUUGUAGCGCAGGAUACACAGGUACACUCUGUGAAAUGGAUUUUGAUGAAUGCAUUUCUGAACCGUGCCACAAUGGAGCAGUGUGCAGGGAUGGGGUUGAUGAAUACUCCUGCUACUGUGUCCCAGGCUACCAAGGCAAGCACUGUGACCUGGAAGUGAAUGAAUGUGUGUCAGAUCCAUGCCUGAAUGGGGCAACGUGUCUCAACCAGAUAGGACAGUAUGACUGCAUCUGUCCAUUUGGGUACGCAGGUACAAACUGUGAGCUGGAAAUAGAUGAGUGCUCAUCACAGCCAUGCCUGAACGGUGCGACCUGCCGGGAUUCCCUGGGGAGCUUUGCCUGCUCCUGCACGCCAGGCUUCCUUGGAGACCUCUGCGAAACCAACAUCGAUGAGUGCGUCAGCCAGCCGUGCCUCAAUGGGGGACUGUGCUCAGACGAUGCCAAUGGGUACAGCUGCAACUGUACCAGUACUGGAUAUAUGGGCGUACACUGUGAGACCCUGUCUCCCUUAUGUUGGUCGCAACCGUGUUACAAUAACGGCACUUGUGAGGACAACGCUGACAAUUACACGUGCCACUGUUGGCCAGGCUAUGCGGGUUCCCGCUGCGAGGAGGACAUCGGGGAGUGCAGCAGCAGCCCCUGCCUCUCCGGAGGUGACUGCGUGGAGCGAUCCUGGGCCGGCCGCUACGGCAGUGUCCCAGGCCUGCCACCGGCCUUCAGCUACGACAAGGCCGAGGGCUAUAUCUGUAGCUGUAAGCCAGGCUUUACCGGUACUCACUGUGAUGAAGACAUCAACGAAUGUUACACAAACCCUUGCCAAAAUGGUGGAAUCUGUGAGAAUUUUCCUGGGAAUUACACUUGCCAUUGCCCACCUGCAGACAAAGAAGGAAUUUAUUACGGUGGCUGGAACUGUACAGAAGUUCUCCAUGGCUGUACUGAUCAGCAAUGCCAAAACAACGGAAUAUGUAUCCCACAUUUAAAAAAUGGCCAACAUGGAUUCAGCUGUAUAUGUUCACCUGGGUAUACUGGAAUACACUGUGAAACCAUAACCACGUUUUCUUUUCAAGGAAACAGUUUCCUUUUGUUGAAGAAUCCCCUGACCUCUAAAAAGGAAUUCUUCUAUAAUAUAAACCUGAGGUUUCAAACUGUGCAACCUGCAGCUUUUCUGUUUUACCGAGGGGAGAAAAAUACAUUUGCGAAGCUGGAGUUACUGAAUGGCUACUUACACUUAUCUGUGCAAGUCAAUAACCAGCCACAGGCUCUUUUGCAUAUUUCACAUAAUGUCAGUGAUGGAGAAUGGCAUUCAGUGGAGGUAACCUUGGCAAGAGCUGUUACUCUUAAUUUGCUUGACAGCUCUUGUGUAGAAUCGUGUCUCAAUAAAACGUCUGCUAUGAUAGAUAACGAUCACGUGAUGCUUGCAUUUCAGAGCACGUUUUUGGGCGGCUUACCAGUGGGGAACAUUAGCGGCAACUCUCUACUUAACAUCUAUAAUAUACAUUCUGCACCUUCAUUUGUAGGCUGUCUUCAGGACAUUGAAAUAGACUUGAAUGUUAUUACUCCAGAGAAUGUAUCACCUGAAUCAUCUUUAAAUGUCAGGACAGGAUGUCCUAAAAAGGACUGGUGUGAAACCCACCCUUGUCAGAACAGGGGACGCUGUACCAACCUGUGGCUGAGCUACCACUGCGAUUGCUACCGGCCAUACACAGGGCCCAGCUGCACAACAGAGUACAUUCCAGGUCGGUUUGGAUCUGAGGACUCAUCAGGAUAUGCUGCUUUUUCUGUUGAUGCCACUCACAAUGAAAAUUUGAACAUAUCAAUGUUUGUCCGAACACGCAAAUAUUCUGGCUUGUUACUGGCUUUGAGAAACAGUACUUACCUCUACCUAAGAGUCUACUUGGAAGGUGGGAAACUCACAAUGUUAGCCCUAAAUUCCAUGAAGUUAUUAGGGAAACACUCCAUGAACGAUGGAAACUUUUACUUAAUAACAUUAAAAAUAGAACCAAAUAAGAUGGAAUUGUUCCAGUCCUCUCAAUACCUAGGCUUUAUUUCUACUCCAGUACUAACCAUCCAAAGUAAGGAUAUUCUUUACAUUGGAGGCCUACCAGAUAACAAAGAAACUGAUAGAAAUGGCAAGUAUUUCAAAGGCUGCAUCCAAGAUGUAAGAGUGAAUAAUCAGCCACUGGAAUUCUUCCCCAUCACCAAUCCACUGAAUUCUCUUAUCAACCGAACUCUGAUCAAUGUUACUCAAGGCUGCACUGGUGACAACCUCUGCAAGUCCAACCCUUGCCACAACGGUGGUGUGUGCUAUUCAAUCUGGGACGACUUCACUUGCACAUGCCCCCCUAACACGGCAGGGAAGGCAUGUGAGGAAGUUAAGUGGUGUGAGCUUGGGCCCUGUCCUAAUGAAGCACAAUGCCAGCUGGUGCAUCAAGGAUUUGAAUGUCUUGCUAAUGCAGUGUUUAGUGGUCGGAGCAGUGCAAUAUUUUACAGAAGCAACGGAAAAAUCAGCAGAGACCUCACCAAUAUCGUAUUUGGCUUUCGAACUAGGGACACUGACGUGAUAUUGCUGUAUGCAGAGAAGGAGCCAGAGUUCGUUACCAUCAGCAUUCACAACUCCAAAUUACUCUUUCAAUUGCAAAGCGGCAACAGCUUUUAUAAGCUGACCCUUGCUAGUUCACUGCCUGUGAGUGAUGGGAAAUGGCAUCAAGUGAUGGUCUCUAUGGUAGAGCCUCUGUCCCAGUUCUCUAGAUGGCACAUUGAUAUAGAUAACAAGAAAGACACUGCAACUAGCACAACUGCCACAGGAAGCCUCAACUUUUUAAGAGAAGAGACAGACAUCUAUGUGGCUGACAAGGCUUUUGACAGUCUGGAUGGCCUGCGAGGAUGUAUGAGCACCAUAGAAAUCAGUGGCAUUUAUCUCUCAUACUUUGAAAAUGCUGACAUCCCUACUAAAAAACCUCAAGAGGAGCAAUUUCUCAAAAUAUCUGCAAACCCUGCUCUUACUGGCUGUUUGCAGGUAGAUGUCUGCAGUUCAGAUCCCUGUAUGCAUGAGGGGAUAUGUGAAGACUUCUAUACUUCCUACCAUUGCAUAUGUCCCGAAGGAUGGACUGGCACCCAUUGUGAAGUCAACAUCAAUGAAUGCUCUUCAAACCCCUGCAUUCAUGGAAACUGCACUGACGGGAUCACCUCUUAUGAGUGCAGUUGUGAACCUGGUUACACAGGGGUAAAUUGUGAAGAGGACAUAGACAACUGCCGUGGCCACCAGUGUGCAAAUGGGGCCACUUGCAUUGAUGGGAUUAACGGAUAUUCUUGCGUGUGUGCUGGUAACUUCACCGGAAAAUUUUGCAGAUACAGAAGAUUACCAUAUACAGUUUGUGGCAAUGAAGAGAGAAACCUCACAUGUUUCAACUAUGGCAACUGCACCAAUCUCAGUGGCGAGUUGACAUGUGUGUGCCUGCCAGGAUUUGCUGGAGAACGAUGUGAAAAGGACAUUGAUGAGUGCAGCUCUGACCCGUGUCUGAACGGGGGCCUCUGCCAGAACCUACUCAACAAGUUCCACUGCCUCUGCGACGUGAACUAUGCUGGAGACCGCUGUGAGAUAGAUUUGACAACUGACUUGAUCUCGAACAUAUUCGCUUCCAUUGGCUCAGUAACGCUGGCCUUGUUAUUGAUCCUCUUCUUGGCAGUCGUGGUUUCAGUCAUCGCUGCCAAUAAACGGGCGACUCAAGGGACCUACAGCCCCAGCCGGCAGGAGAAGGAGGGAUCUCGGGUAGAGAUGUGGAACAUGGUGCAGCCACCGCCGAUGGAAAGACUGAUUUAG